UCCAGGUCCAUCAUGUAUUGUGGUGUGCUGCCAUCUGUCGGAAGAGGCCGUUUGUUUGUUCACCAGCAGGGUGACCGAGCUGCACAUCCUGAAUGCUACAUGUGCUCUUAUGAAGCAUCCAGAUAAUGAAUCGUCAGAAUAACUCUGCGUUGAACCCUUCAGUGCUUUCUAAAGGAGGAGCACCGGGGUCCAUGCAGCCUCCACCCGGAAGAAUACCCCAGGACUUCAAAGCAGCGAUGCUCCAGAUCCCACUGAAGCUAUCAAACAACACAAACAACAGUAUUUCUGACGCGGCUGCUCAGACACAACCAGCCCAGAAACCUGCAGUGAAACGUUCUGCUGAUAAAUGGAAGACUUCAUUCAAACCAUUAGGAAAACAAGAUGACUCUCUGGACAAAAGCACGGACAGUUCACAAAGGGUUGAGAUGUAUGAUCCUUACGACCCACUCUCGUCAGACUCUGAACACGAGAUGCUACGUGCCCAAGACCACAACAAGUCCCCACCUGAUCAGGAUUACAAACUGGGACGCCAGUGUUCGUCUCCAAGUACAGAUUUACGUAAAAAACGCCGCUGGGCAUCAUGCUACUCUGAUUCGUUGGGCCAACCCCUCCACAGACAGGACUCUAGCCCUGAAACCAGACCCACCCAGAGUCAGGGUCUCAGUCUAGGUCAUAGACUGCAUGAACGACAGGCUUAUAGCCUCAACACUGAAUCACUUGAUCGACUGGGUUUUACCACCAUAAGUAGACAUCUGGACCAGAUGGUCUGUAGCCCUGACAUGCUUAUUCACGCCUCCUCCGCCCAACAGUUUCCUGCAUUUUAUGGAGGACAGAGGACCAACGGGGUGGAGAGGAUAAUAAUCCCAGAAUACCAAAGAGAGAUGAACACUACUGUUAGAUUAUCCCCACCCAGGUUACAGCAGGACUAUCAACAGUUGAAAUACUUGGGAACAGGACAGGAACAAAUACCACUUUCCACAGAGGUGCCAAGAAAGAGCAACGUAGAUAUAAUAAUGGACAGGAGCCCCAUCACUUGUGACCUUUGUGAUGUUGAGUUAGCCAAUGGUCAGGAGCUGGAGGAUCACUUGGAGAGCAAGAGUCACUGGGACACCCUGGAGCACAUCCAGCAGCAGAAUAAUUAUGAUGAUCUGGCUAUAGCCUUCAUACAGGAAGUCAUGCUGUAUAAAAGCCAUCAGUGCAGCCGAGCCAUAGAGGAUGGUGCACUUGAAGCUCUGCAGGAAAACGACCACAUGACAAAGAUUGAAAUGUUCCACUGUGCAGCUUGCAGUGUCUUCGUAUCCACAUCUGUAUCUUCAGUGCACACUCACAUUACUUCUCAGGAACACUACACCAACGUAAAGGAGUUUCAGGUGCAGCAGAGACGCUCUUGCCUUGACAAAGCAGAAACCAUGAUGAAGGAGCUGAAACCUCAGUUUGAGCACUUCCUGAAGGGUGGCAGCCCAUUUGAAUGAUGGAAAUCAUUGGAAGACUCCAAAAUAUAGUUUUUGAGGGGCUGAUUUAAACAUCAAUCACAGCCACACAUAAAUGCUGCGGCUGCACUAAUGUACAGUAUAUUGCUUAGAAAGUAUGUUGAUUGUGUCAUUCGGGUUUUGUCUGAAUAAAAAGGAGUCAUCUUGAAUAUAGGUUUGUUCACACAAUAUGGAUUUUCUUGUAUCUUUGUACACACAUCAUGUCAUUUUACAUAUUAUUGUUAUUAACGUUAUCUAUAGUUCUCCCAGGUCAUCACCAUUUGGUCAGUGUGUCAUUUUCUAAAUUUACAGAUUCAAUGUUUUAUAAUUUGUGUGAAAAAAAAUG
Messenger RNA from Anoplopoma fimbria (sablefish), 1815 nucleotides. RefSeq lists its product as uncharacterized. Bases 126 to 1472 code for a protein of 448 amino acids. Gene Ontology annotation, molecular function: zinc ion binding; DNA binding. NCBI's taxonomy places the organism in Eukaryota, Metazoa, Chordata, Actinopteri, Perciformes, Anoplopomatidae. The transcript has 11 exons. The record is from RefSeq and is a predicted model, not a curated record. Gene Ontology annotation, cellular component: nucleus.